GAUAGGUUUAUGAACCUGUUCUUUGGAAUUAACCCUUAAGCCCAACAAUGCUGGACAUGUUGCCAUGGGCUAUAGGUUCCUUAAGGCAAGAUGAGAUGCAUUUAUAUCAUUAUUUAGACAAUGACUUUAUAUUUAUAUUAUUAUGUAGAUGUCCUCUGACUUGUUUACUGGGUUUACUGUGAAUGUGUGGUGAUGGAAAAGAGAUUCCUGAACUAGAUCAAGAUUGAAUAGAUUAGAGAGCUUUUGUAAUUGUGCUCUGUCCCUUUUUUUUGGUAACUUGUUUUUCAUUUAUUGUAGACAGUCAGCGCAAAUAUACAUGGUAAAAUAAUGAUGUAUCUAUUACAGUGAUCGACCAAAUGAGAGAAGUUAACUCUGUGCCUUUAAGAGGUGGGUCCACACAGAACAAGGAAGUCACAUGCCUACUUCCAGUGAAAUGAAACCUUCCCCAAGUUCCCCUUUACAGGUAGAUAGAUCAGGUGUGUGUCUGUGUGAGAGGGUAAAAUGGCCUUUAUUCCCGUGUCUCAGGAUGAGUUCAGCUGUUGUGUUUGUCUGGAUCUGCUGAAGGACCCGGUGACUGUUGCCUGUGGACACAGUUUCUGUUUGAACUGCAUUACAGGCUGCUGGGAUCAAGAAGACCAGAAGGGUGUUUACAGCUGCCCCCAGUGCAGAGAGACCUUCACCCCAAGGCCUGUUCUACGCAGAAACACAAUGCUGACUGAAGUUAUAGAGAAGCUGAAGAAGACUGAACUGCAGUCUGAUGUUAAGGCUCCUUCCUAUGCCGGACCAGAUGAUGUGGAGUGUGAUUCCUGCACUGGGAGAAAACAUAAAGCCAUCAAGUCGUGUCUAACAUGCCUGGUUUCCUAUUGUGAAGUUCAUAUUCAGCCUCACUAUGAAGGGCCUCGCUUUAGCAAGCACAAGCUGGUGAACGCCACCUCACAGCUACAGGAGAAGAUCUGCUCUCAGCAUGACAGGAUCAUUGAGGUGUUUUGUCGCACUGACCAGAAGUUAAUCUGUUUGUUGUGUUCAAUGGAUGACCACAGUGGACAUAAAACGGUCUCAGCUGUAGCAGAACGGACCGAGAGGCAGAAGAAGUUGCUGGAGACGAAGGUGGAGAACCAGACACAGAUCCAGCAGAGAAUGAAGGAGCUGCAUGAGGUCCAUCAGGCCCUGCUAACGCUAAAGGCCUCUGCACAGGAAGCUGUUGAGGACUCUGAGAGGAUGUUCACUGAGCUGAUCAGCUUCAUGGAGCAAAAGCGCUCUGAGGUGACCGAGUCGAUCAGAGCUCAGGAGAGAGCAGAGGUGAGUCGAGCUGAAGGACUCCUGGAGCAGCUGGAGCUGGAGAUCACUAAACUGAAGAGCAGAGAUGCUGACAUGGAGAAACUUCUACAGAAAGAGGAUCCUGUUGAUUUCCUCCAGAGCUUUGAUGCCUGCUGCACUUCAUCUGUAUCAAAGAUCCGUUCCAGUGUAACUUUCACUCCACAUCUCUCAACUGAUAUUAAGAGGCCGGCCCUUAAAGAGAUAGAACACAUGGUGUUGAGGUUAAAUGCAGAUCACAAAGCUACAAGCCAUGACUCCCAUCAGACUAGUGAACCCACACGUCCCCAUCAAAAAAGUGUCGUCCCAGAGAGAGGAUUCAAGGUGGGGGACAGAGUCCGAGUGAAGGCUUCUGUUAAAAAUCCAACAUGCAAUUGGGGAAACAAAGGUGUCACCCAUGAAAGUGUGGGCGUGGUACAAGGGCUCAAUGAUCCAGGGGCUUGGAUGUUAGUUGAUUUUCCUGUGCACACUUCCUGGCUUGCAGAACCCUCAGAGAUGGAGCUGGUCCUUUGAUGCAUUACGUGCCCUGAUUUAGAGGUCAUGACCUGACCUCUAUGACCUGACCUCUGGGCAUUAUGAAGGUCGUGAAGUGCAAGAGCAAAUUGCUGCAUGCACAGAAAGCAACAUUUUGACUCAUCAUUGACACACAAGUGCAAUGUUCUACAAGACCUUGGCUUUACAUCGUAACGUGUUUUUCAUCGUAACAUUGAGUUACCAACUCAAUGUUGUUUUCUUUGCCCCGGAAAUGCCUUAGGGAUGCACCUGUUUGUUUCUGCAGUUCAAAUGAUUUAAAGGCUUAUGAAUAUAUACGUCUAACUGUAUUUUGCUUCCUUUUGUCUUGUUGGCUGUAGAAAACUGCAUUAAAAACAGCAAAUUAUUUGGGAAAAGUAAUUUGUUUUUGGGUUCAAUAUUACUUACUUCAUGAAAUAUACAUAUACGCCCAUGAAAGACAGCAACAGUAUGUACAUGAAUCAAAAUGUCAUGUUAUGACAAAAGUGAGGCGAAUGAUAAAGAUGCUUUAGAGAUGUGUUGAUGAUAUUUUGAAUGUUGUGUGUCAUUUUGUUGGAGGUUUGAGGACUUUUGCAUUUUGUGUGAGCAAUUUGAGGUUUUGUGUGUACAGUUUUGAAAAACAGUUUUUUUUAAAUGUGUCUGAACAGUUAAACCUAGUGGGAGCAGGGAAAAUAGAACUCUUACGCCUUCAUGUGGACAUAUGUUGAACUACAGCAUCCAACAUGAUUAAUACAGCAUUCUGCACCUGUCAGCUCCAAAAAUUAAAUCAUCUCUAUUCUGUCCAGGAGUAGUUUUAAAUCUGAACUAGCUAAAAUACUCAAUGGAACUGUCUGGGUCAGAUGAUCCGAGAAACUGCCUUAAAAGCCUCUGUAAGUUGUAUCUGUAAGUGUGUACUUCUACAUUGACAGGGUUAUGUAAUUGUCCCUUUACUUCCCAUUUACAAAGCCUAUCGAAUAUAGCUUUAGUGUGCCACUGAAACGUUUAACAACCAGCCUCAUACCUGCAUGCUUCUUUUGCAAGCAAUGGAGGGAACAUGCAGAGACAUUGAGCAGGGGUCAUUUCAAGGGUGGAUAUGGCAUUUUGGGAUAUUGCAUAUUUUCCCUAUUGUCUAACAUGACAAGGACUUGUGGCCAGAUCUGAACUGAAGGCAGGAUCCAUAACGCCCCACCCCCGACACACUCAAUAGCAUUUUCUCCUGUAAUUGUUUUUUCUUUUCACUUUUGUUUUGUUGCUUUUUUUUUUUAUUGUUUAGAGUGCAUUCACUCACAGUAUCGCAUUGAUUACUGUGAUUAUAUUUUUUCUUCAUUCGGUAAGAAUGUUUGUUUUUUGUAAACACUUUUGUUGCAAAAAUGUCAGCUGAUUACUCUGAGAAAAUGACAAUAAAAACAGAAACACAA
Messenger RNA from Sardina pilchardus (European sardine), 3221 nucleotides. RefSeq names its product E3 ubiquitin/ISG15 ligase TRIM25-like. The transcript has 7 exons. The record is from RefSeq and is a predicted model, not a curated record. Gene Ontology annotation, molecular function: zinc ion binding. Lineage: Eukaryota; Metazoa; Chordata; Actinopteri; Clupeiformes; Clupeidae. Bases 502 to 1827 code for a protein of 441 amino acids.